AUGUUGGAUGAAUUCGUAAGCUCAUAUAGAAAACUAAGAACUGAUUUCGAUCCAGCUUUAAUACGACCUAUAAUUUUUCCCCAAGGAGAGAUGAUUCUCGAAACUAGACGCAUUUUAAUGACAACUUUUGACCUAUUAGAAGGAUUGCGUCAUAUUUGGAGCUGUAGAUCAUUGUUAACAGAAGAUGAUUAUAGUGAGAAUGCUUAUGUAAUUCAUGCGGUAUCAAAAGAAAAAAACCAGGAUCUACAGAUUUUAUUGAAAUUAGAUAUGAAGGAAAACGAGUUAGUUCUAGUGGAGAUUUCACGUUCAUUUCCAGAACAGGAUAAAGAAGGUUUGGAUUCGAAAAAGCUGGUUCGUAUUUGUAAAGAUUGUUUCGAUGAACGAUAUAACAUUUUUUUCAAAAAGAGAGAAGAUACUUCUUCCAAAUCAAAAUUAAUACAUUGUGAAUUAGGAAAAAUUCCCGUGCUAGGAUCCAAGUGA
This is a messenger RNA of Entrophospora sp. SA101, 480 nucleotides long. The record is from the annotation of a GenBank genome assembly. Lineage: Eukaryota; Fungi; Glomeromycota; Glomeromycetes; Entrophosporales; Entrophosporaceae.